AAAAGUUCGUUAAUAUUUAAAAUGUUAUAGACGUUUUUUGUGAGGUGCAGUGUUUGUUGAAAAACUAUUCGUUUUAAGUGUAAAUAAUCAAUGACAAUUUAUAAAAAUGUUUUUCCAAUUUUCUCCGGUGAAAAAAGCCCCACCAAAAAAACCUAUUGAACAGAAAAAUGAAUCUGAAGAAGUCGCAGUUUUAUCUUUGGCCCCAUUUUCAGCAAAGCCCAAGUUAUUUUUUGAAGAUGUUAAAUGUGGUGUAACUUCAUCGCGGAAGUUAUUAAUAAAAAACCCCACUCAUCAAGAUGUUAAUGUAAACUUAAAGAAAAACUUUCCAGAAGAACUUGUUGUGACAUUUAACUGGGAAGAAUGUUUGAUAGAAAAAUUAAGUGAAGCCUUAUUGGAAAUUAAGUGGUGCCCAAAUUUUGAAUUUGCUUCUAGGCUCAUGAUCACAAUUGAAGAUGGAAAAAAAAUUAAAGUUGAUAUCCCUGUUGUUUUUAAGUCUAUUUCUCCUAAGAAAAAAACGGGAACCAAACCAAAACAAUUUCUUGCAUCUAAAAAAGCCAAAUCACCUAUGAAAAAAGUAAUAUCAACCAAAGUAAAAUCACCUCAAAAGAAGAGUUCUCCUAGAUGUAGACCACCCUUAAUGAUGAGCAAUAGUCAAACUAAAACACCUCCGCAAAUGCAAAGAAGUAUACCGGGCAUUGUAAUUACAACAUCGCCUAAUAGAAGAGAAACGUUCUGUAUUAAAGGCAAAGAAAAUAGAUAUAUCUCCCCUAAUAAAGCUCCAUAUUUAUUGGCACAUAAAGAUGAUACUAGACGGCAAACAUAUACUUUAAAUAAUAUUAUAAUAAAACCUCCCAAAAGCCCAGAAAUUUUCAAUGAUAGUUUGGAAUCAAUUUCACCAGAUCCACCAGUUUACAAAGUAGGAAAUAGAAGGAUACUUAGCCCGCUAGUGGAAAAUAACUAUACUACUAAUUUCAGUUACAAAUUAGAUUACAUGAGCUUUAAGUUUUCACCAACAAAAACACCAAAUAAAUCCAAUAUAACCAUGUCAAACUCGGUUAGUAAUUUUGCUGAUAAAAUAAACCGAUUAGAUCUUUGUUCGUCAGAAAACAUAACAUUCGAUUUUCAAUCGCCAAACAGUACAAGAAUAGAGGACAAAAUCCAAAACCUUAUGUUCAGCCCAAGCGAAUCCAUCAUAGCAAAGCUGAACAGUAGCACUAGCACUUGCGUUAAAGGCCACACAAGCUUUGAAACCUACGUAAAAGGCAACGUAAGUGGAGGCACCUACGUAAAAGACACAUCUGUAGGAGACGUCGCAGCUUUGUCGGAGUCCAUAAACGAUCACAAUAACACCAAUAAUGCCCAUUAUGAUUCUCAUAAUAUUCACCAAAGCCUAAGCUUUUCAAACAAGAGUAGGUUACAAAGCCUGCAUGGAGAAGGUUGCAAAAGCGUUAUAGGGGCAAAUAUGUGGAGUGAGAAAAAAUCCAACUCUGUGAAGUCCUAUGAAGAUUUGCAAGAACGAAAAAAACAAAAUACUACAUUACAUGACUUUAAACUGCCCCAAAAUCCUCACAGACUCUCGUUAAAAAGAAAAAUCGACACUUAUGCAUUUUCACCUCCUAAAAAAGCUCUUUUGGAAAGACAACCCAGGAUGUCUCUAAAUUGGUCAAAAUCUUCUGGAGCUGCACUAAGAAUAUCAAAAUCAGUUUCAGCACUAAAUUUAAAUAAAACUAAUAAUGGUAAACAACUUACAUCGAAAGAGACUAAAACCUGCAUUAUUAAUAACCCGUUUUUGCUAGCUGCUACUAAUAAGAUCGACCCUUUUAUGACUUCACAGGUUUAUUCUGAUGAAGAUUGGAUUGCCAAACAGAUAAAUCACUUUAUGAAAUGGCUUAAUGCUCUUUUAACACCUCCAGCUGAAUUUGAAACAAAAUCUGAUGUUAAAAUAGACGUGGCAAAAGUUUGGCAAGAUAUUAAAAAUCGCGAUGUAGCAGUAGUUCCUACAAAAGAAUAUUUAUCAAAUAAAUACCACACGUCCGUUAAACUGACCUCUCUAAGAAAAAACGCACAAAUUUUGUAUAGGAGUUUGGAAAUUGCAACUGUUUUAUCAAAAUUAGUUAUCAGUAUUGAUGGUGGAAAGCUUAACAUAAGAACAGAUAAGGAAUUUUACCUAGAUUUAAAUAUUAAAUCAGAGCUUAUGUCUCUUCUGUUAAGUUAUAAUGCUCUGUGGCUAAGAAUAGGGCUGGAAACGGUUUACAACGAAGAAAUUCCUUUACAUUCUAACUCUGACAUAACAGGCCUAAGCAGUUUCUUAGCAGAAAGAUUUUUCAAAGAGCCUAAAUUGGUAAAGAAAUAUAAAUCAUUAAUAGAUCCAAAAUACAAAGAACCAUUUAAAAAAAUAUUUUUGAAAAGGUUUUUAUCGUUGAUUUACUUCUUGGAUCAAGCAAAAAAUAAAAAAAUAAUAGCACACGAUCCCUGUUUGUUUCGCAAAAAUGCACCUGUUAAAGAAAGCAGAGAAAUUCUAAUAAGGUUUGCAAAAGAAACGCUUUCUGGUGUAGGUGAUAUAACCAAGUUUUUAAAAUAUUUUGGAUAUUUUGUCACUCACAAACAAACCUUCAUCAACGAAUUUGAUUACGCGGUAACAAAUUUAGGAGUCGACUUGAGAGACGGAGUGCGUCUUACCAAAGUAAUGGAGAUUAUCUUGCUUAAGAAUGGCCUAACGAGUUUACUAAGAGUGCCGGCAAUAUCAAGACUACAAAAAAUACAUAACGUUAAAAUAGUUUUCGACUCUCUUGAAGCGGAAGGUUUUAAGAUACUAUACGAUAUAGAACCAAAGGACAUCGUAGACGGUCAUAAAGAAAAAUCAUUGUCAUUUUUGUGGCAAAUCAUCUACAAAUUUGAAGCCCCACUAAUGGUUAAAAGUUCCACAACUAUACAAAAAUGGUACAGAAGUCUUCCAGUCGUUCUAAAAAGAAGAAAACUCGAUAGAAUACGUCAAUCUAAAAUUGAAGCCGCCACUAAAAUACAAAAAUGGUACAAAAGACAAAUACUAUCAGAAAAAUUAUUCUUUUUUGCUGUUAUGUUGCAUUAUCACUUGGAUAGUUUAAGAAAACAAAACGCUGCCACAAAAAUACAAGCAUGCUUUAGAAUGCAUUUGUGUCGUAAAGACUUUUUGUGUAAAAUAUCAAUAAUCAUAAAUAUACAACGUUAUGCCAAAGGUUGGUUAAUAAGAAACAUACGAAGGCAUGGUAUUGUUGCCGCUGUGAAAUUGCAAAGCUUCACCAGAAGCUUUUUACAAAGAAGAAAGUUCCUAAGGUUAAAACAUGCUACUAGAGUUAUUCAGAUUCAAUACAGAGCCAUGAAAAAAAUGAGAGAGCAAAGAAAUUAUUACCACGCAUUAAAAAAAAGUGCCAUAGUAGUGCAAACAAGAUUCAGAGCCAACAUUAUCGCUAAAAAAGAACGUGAACAAUAUGUCAAACUUAAGAAUGCUUCAGUGGAAUUACAAAGAAAAUACAGGGCCUUGGUUCGGAUGAGAAUAGAUAAGAACAACUAUGAAAAAUUGAAGAAAGCUGCUAUUGUUCUUCAAACUCGUUACAAAGCCAAUCAAUUAUGUAUUUCCCAAAGAAAAUCCUAUAAUGAUUUAAAAAAUAAAACCAUUUAUAUUCAAAGGUUAUACAGGGCUAAUAAGUUGAUGACCAAAAUCAGAAAUGAGUUUAUCACUUUAAGAAAAGCUUCAAUACAAAUUCAAACAUGGUAUAGAUCAAUCCAAAUAAUGAGACAGCAUAAGGAAAGAUAUCAAACGAUAAAGAAAGCAGCUACUGUUCUUCAAUGUCUAUACAGAGCCAAACAAUUGUGUAUAUCUCACAGAACAUUAUAUAUUAGAUUAAAAGAUAGAACAAUUUUUAUUCAGAGGUUAUACAGGGCUAAUAAGUUAAUGGCUAAAUGUAGAAGUGAGUUUAUAACUUUAAGGAAUGCUUCAAUUAAAAUCCAAACUUGGUACAGAUCAAUUUUAAUUAUGAGACAAUGUAAGGAAGUAUACCUAACAUUAAAGAAGGCAGUAAAAACAGUUGAAGAAAGGUACAUAGCGAAAAAGAAAAUGGAAACUGAGCAGGAAAUAUUUAGAACAACUAUUAAAGCUGUGGUAACUAUACAACAAAAGUUAAGAGCCACAUUGCAAAUGAGGAUAUGUAAAAAACAUUAUUUCGAUUUGAAAAAUGCUGCAAAAACAGUACAAACUAGAUUAAGAGCCGAUAAAUUGGCUAAGAUUCAAAGAAACAGAUAUCUGGAACUUAAAAAGGCUACAAAAUUAUUACAACAGAGAUAUAGAGCAAAUUGUUUAAUGAAAUUUCAUAGAAGAGAGUAUUUACUUCAAAAGACUGCCAUUGUUAAAAUUCAAACUUGGUAUAGAUCCAUUCAAGCAAUGAGACAAUGUAAGCAAAAAUUCCAAACCUUAAAAAAGGCAGUAAGGAUAGUUGAAGAAAGGUAUAUAGCAAAAAAGAGAAUGGAAACUCAACAAGAAAUAUUUAGAAAAACUAUUAAAGCUGUUGUUACCAUCCAACAAAAAUUAAGAGCAACAAUGCAAAUGAGGAUAUGCAAAAAACAAUAUUUGCAAAUGAAAAAUGCUGCCAUAACUUUACAAACUAGGUUCCAAGCCAAUAAAUCAGCCAAGAUUCAAAGAAACAGUUAUUUGGAACUUAAAAAGGCAACAGUAUUAUUACAAAGUAGAUAUAGAGCAAACUGCUUAAUGAAUAUGCAAAGGAGAAAGUAUUUAUUACAAAAGACUGCAAUUAUCAAAAUCCAAAUUUGGUAUAAAUCUAUUCUUAUCAUGAGAAAACAAAGAGAUUAUUACAGAAAACUCAAACAUUCAGUAAAAAUUGUUGAAGAAACUUAUUUAGCCAAAAAGAGCAUGAUAAAGGCGAAAAAUGAAUAUUCCGCUCUUAAAAAAACCACUGUAUUAAUACAACAAAUAUUUAGGGCAAAUAUAGCUAUGAAAAAGGCUUUAUCUGAAUACAAAGCAAUUCAAAAGGCCACAAUUAAAAUACAGCAAAAGUUUAAAGCAAGACAAAUAAUGAUACUAGAAAAAAAUCGCUAUGAAACACUUAAAAAAGCGACAAUAAUUAUUCAAACACGAUAUAGAGCACAAUUAUUAAUGAGAUAUAAAAGGCAAAAAUAUGAUACCUUAAAAAAAUCUGUUGUAUUCGUUCAAAGCAGAUUCAAUGCUAACAAAGCAAUGUCAAUUCAAAGAAAUAAUUACCUAAAACUAAAGGAUGCUAUUUUAGUAUUUCAAAGAAAAUAUAGAGCCAAAAAAGCCAUGCAAGUGCAGAAGAAAAAUUACGAAAAUAUUAGAAAAAGUAUUAUUUUUGUACAACGAAAAUAUAGAGCGAAUAAAGUAGCCAAAAUGCAACGUUACAACUACCUGGUUUUAAGGAAAUCUGCAAUUGUAAUUCAAACUUACUUCAGAGCUAAAAAAGCAAUGGAAAAUGAAAGAAAUUCAUACAUGCUUCUAAAACAAAAUGUGACAAAUGUGCAAAUUAGAUAUCGUGCUAUCUUAAAAAUGAGAAUCGACAGAGAAAGUUACGUAACUCUAAGAAAGUCUUGCGUUAUAAUUCAGCAACAAUUUAGGGCUAAAGUAGCAAUGACAUUAGCAAUAAAUGAAUAUCAAAAGACUAGAAAUGCCGCUGUUGCUGUUCAAAGGCAAUUCAGAGCUCAAAUAGCUAUGAAGGUGGCAAGAAGUGAUUUUGUGUUGUUAAAGAAUUCCUGCAUUCUAGUUCAGCGCAGGCUCAGAGCCCAAAAAUUGAUGAUAAAAGAAAGAACAGCUUAUCUGGAGCUCAGAAAAUACGUUAACGUAGUUCAACAGCGAUUCAGAGCGAAUAGAUUGAUGAAAGAAGAAUUGCGGAGAUACCAAAAUGUACGAAAAGCGGUUUUGCACCUGCAAAACAAAUUUAGAGCUACAAUUUUAAUGAGGAAAGAAAGAAAUCGAUUUUAUAGGGUGCGUGAAGCGAUCUUAAUUAUACAGAAUUUUUAUUAUGGGUAUAAAAAAAUGCAAUGUGAGAGAAAAAUAUUUAUAGAGAAACGUCUGGCAAGUAUACAAUUACAAAAAUGCGUGAGAGGUUUUUUGGUGAGGAAGAAGUAUGCUAAAUACUUAACACCUGAAGCUAAAGAGGAAAGGAGGCUAAUCAGGGUACAAAAUGCAGCUGCAUCGAAAAUUCAGGCCACUUGGAAAGGAUAUAGGCAAAGAUCUAUUGAAAUUGACCCUGAAAUGGCAAAGAUUCGUAAACGUGUCGAGAAUGCAAAUAAAAAUGCAACUCCUAGAAACACAUUGGCCCAAAGAUGUGAUCAGGCUGUGGAUAUACUUAUCUUAGAUCAUACAUCUUUACUGCAAAUUAUCAGGGCUUUGGAAGAUAUAGAUUUUAUCACAAGGAGAUGUAAGGAUACUUGCUUAAAAAUGAGCAAAAUCUUACCCGAUCAACUCUAUUUAAUGAUAAGUUAUACCGCGCGGUCUUUACCAGAGAUGACAGCUUGUACUUUGGCAUGCUCAAUUCUUAUUAAUUUUUACAAAUACGAGCCUACCACUGAAAAAAGCUUUGUUGGAGAUUAUAUGGACAACAUGGUAACGGUAAUGUUAAAUUGGUGCGACAAAGAAGCUCCUUUAUUUCCAGCCAUCUGCACCCUUUUAUGGCUCUUCUCACACAAGCCAGAAUACAAAGCAGUGAUUUUAAAAGUGCCACAUUUGCAACAACGAUUGUUGAAAGUCCAAACUUUGACCUACCGCAAAGAAAAAAUGGUUGGAAAAACUGGUGUGAAGGGCAGUUCAUUGUUUGCUCACCAAGGUAAUUUACCUUUGCCCUCCACCACACCAGAUUGGGGCCUGGAGUACAAGCACAAACCGAACGUCUUUAAGAAUUCGGUUCAUGCCUUGAAAAGUUUGCUGAGCAUAUUGGAUAUGCGUGCAAAUUCUUGAUUUUAGUUAAUGUUUUAUUUAUGUAUUUAUAAAGAAUUUACUAUUGUAUAUAAUUUUUAUACUAAUAAACUGUUUUUAACUUUUAA
Brassicogethes aeneus is the source of this 7044-nucleotide messenger RNA. The record is from the annotation of a GenBank genome assembly. NCBI's taxonomy places the organism in Eukaryota, Metazoa, Arthropoda, Insecta, Coleoptera, Nitidulidae.